AUGAGUUCGCCGGCCGGCUUACCGCUGGAUGCGACCAUCACCAUUGUCAACAACUCGGGCAAGCUCAUCAGCACUGGCAAGCAGCUGCUCUCCAUAUGGAAGACGGCCCAGACAUCGUACAGAGAAAAAAAGACGGAGCUCAGCGAAGGCCGUGCUCAGGAGCGAGCUGCUGAAAAGGCACCGCCGCCGGUCCCCGUCAAGCGCGCGCAGACCUUCGACACCACUCGCAGCAUCCCGCGCCGGCAAUAUGACGAGCUCAGCGUGGCCAGCUCUGCGCGGACGUACAGGAGCUCCAUUGCCAAGAAGCAGCUUCCGCCGGUGCCCGACCAGCUCGCCCUGACCGAGGGCAACCUGGAGAGGCUGUCCGAGGUGUCGAGCGUUGCGCCGUCAAAGCUGCCGUCAGCGUACGGAGGAAACAACAACAACAACAACAGCAAUGCCAUGGUCGUCAAGGGCAGCUUCUCGCGCGUCGACCCGCCCACGGCGCUGCAAAAGGUGCAGCCGCGCAUGGUUGGCCGCACGCGGUCUGACACGGAGAUUGAGGCCCAGAAGCGCUUCAGCAUGGGCAGCGACCUGCACUUGGCGUAUGGCGACAUUCCCCCGGAUCUGGCCGACAGAGUCGACCUGGACAAGCACACCGCCUACUCGGAUGAGCGGACGCUGUAUGACGAGGAGCUGCAGCUGCAGCAUAUCGACGGUGAGCGCGAGCAGGCCGAGCAGCUGAUCCACAAGAUUGAGAAUCUGCUGGACGAGGCGUCGUGCGCGCAGCAUUCGGCGACGGCUAUCAUCACUCAUCUCCAGGAGCGCCCUGAUGCGGCGGCAGCCGUUGCGCUGACGCUAGCGGAGCUUUCGGGCAUCAUCACGAAGUUAUCGCCGGGCUUUGCGGCAAUUCUCAAGGGCUCGUCGCCUGCCAUCUUCGCGCUGCUUGCGUCGCCCCAGUUCCUCAUUGGCACGGGCAUCGCUGUUGGCGUCACGGUCGUCAUGUUUGGCGGGUGGAAGAUUGUGCAGAGGAUUGCGCAAAACUCGAUUGGCGGCGCCAGGAAGCCCAUGGCAUAUGAGGCCGCUGCUGCGCCGGCGCCGCUGCCGCAGAUUGAGAGUGGCGUUGACGAGGCGAUUGUGCUGGAGACGGUGGAGGUGGACAUUAGCUCCAUCGAUACGUGGAGGCGCGGCAUCACGACGGAGUUUGAGGUUGCUGACAUGGAGCUGAUGACGCCCGAGGCGGAUCGCGUGGUGAGGGAGCGACGGGCGUCUGGUGUUCCGGACGACUACUUUGGCUCAAAGUCGCGAAAGAGCUCCAAGACGCAGCACAGGUCCAAGACGCACUCGUCUUCUUCACAUUCGUCUUCGACGGCCAAGUCGUCGUCGUCGCACAAGAAGGAGUCGUCGUCAGACAAGAAGAGCAGCAGCGGCAGACGAAAGAGCGAUGAUUCUAAUGCCAGCGGCGGCUCUUUGAGUCUGUUCAAGCGGUCUCUCUCUGGCAAGAAGAAGUCUGACGAGGGCAGCGUCAAGGGCAGCGGCAAGAAUGAGGAGAUGAAUGUCAAGGCGAAUAUGAAGAAGAAUAACAAUAUGCUCAAGGCGCUGUUUAAGAGCAAAGAGCACAGGAGCAUUGCUGCCUAA
Molecule: messenger RNA, 1617 nt
Organism: Trichoderma gamsii
Lineage: Eukaryota; Fungi; Ascomycota; Sordariomycetes; Hypocreales; Hypocreaceae
Exons: 2
Coding region: 1-1617 (538 amino acids)
Source: RefSeq, a predicted model, not a curated record